CUCACACAACAGGUUCCUGAGCCUCAUACGCCCUCAGCAGGUGAGAAUGAUAAAGGAGCCCUACAGCUCAGCACAGCCUCACUGACAAUCAUCAUAACCGUCUCUCAUUGUCUCCAGGUGUUGUGUGCCGUGAUAUCAGGCAUUGUGCACUUCUUCUUUCUCUCCGGCUUUGUGUGGAUGUUCAUUGAAGCAGUGCUGCUCUUCAUCUGUGUGACAAACCUAUCACGGAUCAGCUCUAAAAAGAGGGAGGUGCUUAGCGGUGGAUUCCUGUGUGUGAUUGGAUAUGCGGUUGCUCUGGUUGUGGUGGGCGUGUCUGUCUGGCUGGUUCCUGAUGGCUACGGCAGCGAACACUGCUGGAUUAAACGGGAUAAAGGUUUUAUCUGGGGUUUUCUGGGUCCUGUUACUGUUAUACUUGCAUUAAACAUGAUUCUCUUCAUCAGCAUCAUCAUCAAUCUGAGCUCAACUCUCAAAAAUCUGAACGCUGAAAUUUCACAGAUGAAACAAACCAAGAUUAUGGUGUUUAAAACACUGGCUCAGUUUGUGGUUCUUGGUUGCUCCUGGAUUCUGGGUUUCUUCACUAACGGCAGUAAGGAGCUAGAGAUCCUCUUCCUGAUCUUGAACUCCCAGCAGGGAACCUUCAUCUUCCUGAUCUAUUGUGUCCUCAAUAAUGAGGUCAGGCAGCAGUACAGAAACUGCUUCAGAUGUCUUUGCUGUGGACUCCAACAACACUGAGGACUACAGCAUCAUGUUCAGGAAAAACCUGAUACAGCAAGAAGUUACCGAUGUGGUGUUGUGUAGACUGUUCCUGAAAAACAACUUUUCAGGUCUGAUGUUCUUGGGAAACAGCUUGUGAUUAAGAUAAUUUUUGAAUGAAAAGAUAUUAUAAUAUUUCAAAAUAUUUCAAUAAUUACAUUACAAUCUAAUGACUUGUUUUUUUAUAUUUUAAGGAUUUGUUGUUGUUUUUUCACUCCAAAAAUACAAUUUACAACUUAUUAAAUAAUAUUCAUGAAAUACAAAGUUUAGAAUGGCUAUUGUUGUUCAAUAAAUAAUAUUUUAUAAUAUUGA
Molecule: messenger RNA, 1065 nt
Organism: Ctenopharyngodon idella (grass carp)
Lineage: Eukaryota; Metazoa; Chordata; Actinopteri; Cypriniformes; Xenocyprididae
Product: putative adhesion G protein-coupled receptor E4P
Exons: 5
Biological process (GO): adenylate cyclase-activating G protein-coupled receptor signaling pathway; cell surface receptor signaling pathway
Cellular component (GO): membrane
Molecular function (GO): G protein-coupled receptor activity
Source: RefSeq, a predicted model, not a curated record